Messenger RNA from Stegodyphus dumicola, 1116 nucleotides. RefSeq names its product sodium-dependent dopamine transporter-like. NCBI's taxonomy places the organism in Eukaryota, Metazoa, Arthropoda, Arachnida, Araneae, Eresidae. The record is from RefSeq and is a predicted model, not a curated record. Gene Ontology annotation, biological process: sodium ion transmembrane transport; amino acid transport; nitrogen compound transport. Gene Ontology annotation, cellular component: plasma membrane.
AUGUCUGAGUCGUCGCCGCCAGAAAUUCUGGCGACAAAGAAGGAUGAUCCCACAAAGGAAGCUACUGUUGAAGAAACAGAGAAAAUAGACAAUGCUAUAUCUAAUAUCGUAUCCUCACUUGCGAAAAAUGGAAGUCCUUCCGCGAGCGAAAAAGACAAAAAGAAAAGCCCUUGGACAGCAGGAGCAUGUGAUGACGGUUAUAGCUCUUAUACGAGUACUCCUAAGUCAUUGGACCACAAGAACUGUAGCGAAGGGCAACCGGAAAAGGCAUCUCAGUUGCCCGAUGGUGCUAUAAUCAUCGCCUUGUCACAGGACCAGGUUACGGCAGGAAGCGAAAAUCCGGAAGAAAGACCGACGUGGAGCAAGAAAGCCGAUUUCCUCCUUUCCAUUAUCGGAUUUGCUGUCGAUUUGGCGAACGUUUGGAGGUUCCCUUACCUCUGUUACCGAAACGGUGGCGGUGUUUUCCUGAUUCCUUAUCUUCUAAUGUUAUUUUUCGGAGCUAUGCCCUUAUUCUACAUGGAACUUGUGUUGGGGCAGUACCAUAGACAAGGACCAAUUAGUGUGUGGAAAUUUUGCCCAUUAUUUAAAGGAGUUGGGUACUGUUGUGUCUUGGUAUCAUGGUAUGUAUCCUUCUACUACAACGUCAUCAUCGCUUGGACGUUGUAUUACAUGUUCAUAUCCUUCUCUGCCGAGCUGCCAUGGAUACGUUGCAACAAUCCUUGGAAUACCGAACGUUGCUGGGAAAGUCGAAAUGGCAGUGGAUAUAUUAUUGAUGCUGCCUCUGCUCUUAACACGUCCGCAUUCAGAGCUAACAGGACUUCUCCAGCGUUGGAAUUUUUUGAUCGUGCAGUCUUGGAAAUCCACCAGAGCAACGGCAUGGGGGAUUUGGGGGCUCCGAAAUGGCAACUGGUCGUCUGUGUGCUGGUGGCUUUUGUAAUCCUCUACAUUGCUCUAUUCAGAGGCGUUAAGUCACUUGGAAAAGUAGUAUGGUUUACAGCUAUAGCUCCCUAUGUCAUAUUAACGAUACUUCUCAUACGAGGCUUGUUACUUCCCGGAGCAGGACAAGGUGUCCAGUACUAUUUACGUCCGGAUCUUCACAAACUUUUAGACACUCAG